Molecule: messenger RNA, 1024 nt
Organism: Canis lupus familiaris (dog)
Lineage: Eukaryota; Metazoa; Chordata; Mammalia; Carnivora; Canidae
Gene: NUDT21
Product: nudix hydrolase 21
Exons: 7
Coding region: 46-723 (225 amino acids)
Cellular component (GO): mRNA cleavage factor complex
Molecular function (GO): mRNA binding
Source: RefSeq, a predicted model, not a curated record
UGCAGAGAGAACCAGCUGCGGAGCUGCUCUUUCUGCCCCGCGUUUAUGUUUUCACAUCGCGUGUGUGUUUUUAUCUGGUAUGAAUGGUACCACGUAUCGUGUUUGCAGCUCUCACUUUGCUGUAGCAGUGAGCUUUCGAGAGCUAGCUAUCACAGGUACCCUCUUACCAAUUAUACUUUUGGUACAAAAGAGCCCCUCUAUGAGAAGGACAGCUCUGUUGCAGCCAGAUUUCAGCGCAUGAGGGAGGAAUUUGAUAAAAUUGGAAUGAGAAGAACUGUAGAAGGGGUUCUGAUUGUACAUGAGCACCGGCUACCACAUGUGUUACUGCUACAACUGGGAACAACUUUCUUCAAAUUACCUGGUGGUGAGCUUAACCCAGGAGAAGAUGAAGUUGAAGGACUAAAACGCUUAAUGACCGAGAUACUGGGUCGUCAAGAUGGAGUCCUGCAAGACUGGGUCAUUGAUGACUGCAUUGGUAACUGGUGGAGACCAAACUUUGAACCUCCUCAGUAUCCAUAUAUUCCUGCACAUAUUACAAAACCUAAGGAACAUAAGAAGUUGUUUUUGGUUCAACUUCAAGAGAAAGCCUUGUUUGCAGUCCCUAAAAAUUACAAGCUUGUAGCUGCACCGUUGUUUGAAUUGUAUGACAAUGCCCCAGGAUAUGGACCCAUCAUUUCUAGUCUCCCUCAGCUUCUGAGCAGGUUCAAUUUUAUAUACAACUGAAUUCCUGCACAGUGGAGAAGUAAAAGAAGCCGUCUCUGUGAGCACAGCUAUACACAGUGUAGAAUAAACCUGGUAGAAAAGUUCUUUUGGUUUUUAUCUCUUUCCCAGUCCCUAAAUUGCUACCUACUUUCUGUUGUUUGAAUAGUAAAGUUAAUAUGAAGAACUAGAUAGUGGUGUAAACAAAUGUGAUAAUGUUUAAUUUACUUUUGGUUCUACUCUUACUUUUUGUACAACAUUAAAGAAUAUGAGCUUCUUUCUAUUUGUAUUUUUUUUUCCACAUUAAACUUGUAAAAAAUUCUUA